Messenger RNA from Cinara cedri, 475 nucleotides. The record is from the annotation of a GenBank genome assembly. Lineage: Eukaryota; Metazoa; Arthropoda; Insecta; Hemiptera; Aphididae.
AUGAAAGAAGUAUAUCGCCAAGGCAGAACAGUGUCGUGCACUAAUAAGGACAUCCAAGGUAUGUAUUCAAUUUUUUAAAGGACUGUGAAAGAAAUAAAAAUUAAUCAAUCAUAUUUUUAGUUGACAUUAGCGAAAAUUCACAAAUUGAACCAGACAUAAAUAGAGAUGUUAUCCCAACACCAUCCUAUACCAAAAGUAUUUUUUUAAUACGAUUAAUAUUUUUUAAUACAUUAUUAUGAUUUUUUUUUCGCAGUCGACAGUUAUGGGAAUGACCAAAUAGAGAUUACACCGGAAAUAAAUGUAAACAAUAUUCAAGCCGGACCGUCUACUAAAAGUAAUAUACACACAUGUAUUAUCAUUAGCUAUAUAGAUAAUUUUUUUAAUUCAAUUUUUUAUAGAUAUAUCUACUACACAAUCAUUGCCCACUGCCAAAAGACAAAUUGAAAACAUGCGGGUAGAUUUUAGUAAAUUUUAG